AUGGAAAACCACUCAUUCGAUGAUGACGAGAAUGCGCCCAUCCACACUCUUCCGUACGAAGUGAUGCGCGAUUUAAGCAGAAUACUGGAUGGAGGUGAUACUUGGGUCGAAUUAGCGACCAAAAUGCCGGAUAUUACCAUACAAGAUGUCGACGGUUGCAGACAGUUCUCUCUGACCCAUCGUGGAAGUCCUUCUGAGUACCUUUUGAGGAUAUGGGCUAGCAAAGGCUACUCGAUUUUGAGCUUGUAUAAUCUUUUCGCAAUCACACGGAUGGUGCGCUGCAUGCGAACAAUGCACCACCUAGUACCAAAGGUCUAUCAUUAUUUGGAGGAGUACACCCUCUCCACUGAUGAUUCCGGCCUGCCGUCGUCAAGUCAGAAUGAUCACCAAUACGUGAAAGGACAGCCCGCUUCCAUCACAUCGGUCAGGCGUGGUGAUGCUCAGCAACAGCAAUCUCCCGUUGGUGCUAGUAGCUUUAGUCAGAAAUCUUCGGGAGCUUCAUCAACUGGAGAGUCUUCU
Ostertagia ostertagi is the source of this 519-nucleotide messenger RNA. Lineage: Eukaryota; Metazoa; Nematoda; Chromadorea; Rhabditida; Trichostrongylidae. The record is from the annotation of a GenBank genome assembly.